This is a messenger RNA of Gracilinanus agilis (Agile Gracile Mouse Opossum), 3797 nucleotides long. It is a transcript of the gene RARA, whose product is annotated as retinoic acid receptor alpha. The coding region runs from base 516 to 1910 and encodes 464 amino acids. Gene Ontology annotation, biological process: regulation of transcription by RNA polymerase II; retinoic acid receptor signaling pathway; cellular response to corticotropin-releasing hormone stimulus. The record is from RefSeq and is a predicted model, not a curated record. The transcript has 9 exons. Gene Ontology annotation, cellular component: transcription regulator complex; nucleus. Lineage: Eukaryota; Metazoa; Chordata; Mammalia; Didelphimorphia; Didelphidae. Gene Ontology annotation, molecular function: nuclear receptor activity; nuclear glucocorticoid receptor binding; RNA polymerase II cis-regulatory region sequence-specific DNA binding.
CCAGACCGGAGCCCUCCUCAGAGGAUCGAGAAGAGGGAGUGAGGGAGGGGCCCAGACGCGCUGAGCCGCGAUCCGCUCAGCGCACGGACACCCGAGCUCCUCUGACUGCCAGCAUCAGAAGACAUGGCUUCCCCAGCACCACCAGCAUCAUCAGAGCCCUUCUAGGUGAGGAUACCUCGCUCGAUACUCUGCCCAGCAGCCAGCCGUGGUGGGUGCCACUCAGGAAGCUGCCUGAGCUUUCCAAGCCUCAUUCCAGCUUCUCGUAGCCACCGCCGACCUGAGCAGCGCCACCCCCCCUUCCCCACCUUGCCCCUGGUUUGGGCGGUGGCUCCAGAAGGCCAAGAUCACCCUGUUGGGCACUGCCCUCUUCAGCUGCAGGACAGGAAGAGGGGGUGGGUUGAUCACCCACAACCCCUCCCAACUCCAGGCCCCAAUGAGCUGAGAAGGGGCAGCCAGAAGCCCCUUAAACCCUCCCAGCUGGACUCUGUGUCUAUAUCUCUGACUCUCAUCGGGGCAUGGCCAGCAAUAGCAGCUCAUGCCCAACGCCUGGGGGUGGGCACCUAAACGGGUACCCGGUGCCUCACUAUGCCUUCUUCUUCCCUCCCAUGCUGGGCGGACUUUCUCCACCUGGCACCCUGACAAGUAUCCAGCACCAGCUUCCUGUCAGUGGGUACAGCACUCCAUCACCAGCCACCAUUGAAACUCAGAGCAGCAGCUCAGAGGAGAUCGUGCCCAGCCCCCCAUCACCACCUCCUCUCCCCCGAAUCUACAAGCCCUGUUUUGUCUGCCAAGACAAGUCCUCCGGGUACCACUAUGGGGUCAGCGCCUGUGAAGGCUGUAAGGGCUUCUUUCGUCGAAGCAUCCAGAAAAACAUGGUGUAUACGUGUCACCGGGAUAAGAACUGUAUCAUCAACAAGGUGACGAGAAAUCGCUGUCAGUACUGCCGGCUACAGAAAUGCUUUGAAGUGGGCAUGUCCAAGGAGUCUGUGAGGAAUGAUCGGAACAAGAAAAAGAAAGAGACGCCCAAAGCAGAGUGUUCAGAGAGCUACACACUGACCCCUGAGGUGGAGGAGCUGAUUGAGAAGGUUCGAAAAGCCCACCAGGAAACCUUCCCUGCCCUCUGCCAACUCGGGAAAUACACUACGAACAACAGCUCGGAACAGCGGGUCUCCCUGGAUAUCGACCUCUGGGACAAGUUCAGUGAACUCUCCACCAAAUGUAUCAUUAAGACUGUGGAGUUUGCCAAACAGCUUCCUGGCUUCACUACUCUUACCAUUGCUGAUCAGAUCACCCUUCUCAAGGCUGCCUGCUUGGAUAUCCUGAUUCUUCGGAUCUGCACAAGGUACACGCCAGAACAGGACACAAUGACCUUCUCGGAUGGGCUGACCCUGAACCGGACACAGAUGCACAAUGCAGGUUUUGGGCCCCUCACCGACCUGGUCUUUGCCUUCGCCAACCAGCUGCUGCCACUGGAGAUGGAUGAUGCUGAGACUGGGCUCCUCAGUGCCAUCUGCCUCAUCUGUGGAGACCGGCAGGACUUGGAGCAGCCAGACAAAGUAGACACGCUUCAGGAACCACUGUUGGAGGCCCUCAAGGUCUACGUGAGGAAACGGCGGCCCAGCCGGCCUCACAUGUUCCCCAAAAUGCUUAUGAAGAUCACGGACCUUCGAAGCAUUAGCGCCAAGGGAGCCGAGCGAGUGAUCACGCUGAAGAUGGAAAUCCCGGGCUCCAUGCCACCCCUCAUCCAGGAGAUGCUGGAGAAUUCCGAGGGCCUGGACACUUUGAGUGGACAGCCGGGGGGCGGGGGGAGGGAAGGGAGUGGGAGCAGCCUGGCCCCGCCUCCGGGCAGCUGCAGCCCCAGCCUCUCUCCCAGCUCCAACAGAAGCAGCCCGGCCACCCAUUCCCCCUGACCCGGCCCACACCGCCCCCUGCGGAAACACGGACACAGCCCUCAGCCCGCCGCCCGGCUUUCUCCGCCUUCAGAAAGAAACCACCACGAAACACGUCUCCCCUCUCCCUUCGCCCUCCUGCCCGGACAGAAGGCGGUCUCGGAACCUCGUGGGAGGCCUGGGGUCCCGAAGGACAGAAGAGGUGGGAAAGAUGGAGCCACGUCUCCGCCCCCUCAGUCCUUGCCGGACUUCACUGCAGCCUGAACUGGAGGCCGCCUGGAUGACCUAGAUUUGGUGGGGGCUGGGGCCAGGGACCAAGGGCUGAAGGGAGUCCCCUUUUCGGAUCCCAGGCCUGGGCCAGAGCAGUGAGCCGCUGCCUGCCGGGAUAUGGUGGGAGAGGGCGGAGAGAGCGCCAUUCUCCUGGAAGCGCCUGUGCUCCCCGCCCCACCCCCCAACCUCCCCAGCCUCAUGUUCAUCACCAGCAAAACUCCAGGGGCUUUCAGCCCCACCAUUCUCAAAACUAGCAAGCCAUCCGCCCCCUCCCCAGGCUGGGGGAAAGUGGGGGCUGAGGUGGGAGGGUGGGUAGAGCCUCCCCAAUUGCUGUGGAAUCCCCUCAGGUUGGUGAUGGGGGGCAGGGCUUCUCCCCUGUACAUACCCCGCUGAGUCCCGCCCUGCCCCCUUCCCAUUCCUCCCAGAUAUUACCAUCUCCCUCGCUGGUUUUGUUUUUAUUUUUUUGUUUGUUUUUAUUUUUUUUAAAUAAGAAGUUUCAUUUUAAGCACAUUUGUACUGAAGGAAUCUGUGCUGUGCAUUGGGGGGAGGGGAUGCUGCCCUGGGGGCAGCUGGGCUCAGAGCCUGGGGGAAGGGGAGGAGAGAUGGCUGGGGAAGGAGUGAACCCAAGCCCCUAGACAACUCCCUCCCUCCUUUGCCCACCCACACCUCUCCCCCUCAACCCCGUUUCUCCUCAGUUUUCUCUCUCAAACUGUGAAGUACUGCUCUAAAGCCAAUUCUCUCUCCACUCCCCGCCCCAUCACUGGGGACAAGGGGGCCAGGCCCCCCACACCAUUUCUCUCUCCUCUGAACCACUGGGUGUGGGCUGAGCAGGGGAGGAAGGGUCUUGUUUCUCCUCUGUCCUCUUAGCUCUUGUUGUGUGGUGCCCCCCUCUGUCCUUUCCUACCAAGGGUUGGAGGUUACUGGUCUGAGAGACUAGGGAGAAGAGGGAAAGGAGCUGGGCAAGAUGCAUCUCCUGCUGCCCCCCCCCCCCUCCCGCUUACAAAGUGUCUCACCCCUUCCUGCACCAUGGCAGAGAGCUGAUGCCUCUCCCAUCUGGCCUCCCCUUUCCAUGGGGACCCAGCCUUGUACCCACAGUGAAUGGGAUAGCUAUGGGUCAGAGAGGGGGAGGAGGAGAGGGGAGUGGAGGGCUCUUCUGGGAGACACUGACCUCUGUUGCCCCCACCCCAGCCUCACAGCCACCAGCAAUACCAUUUUUCUCUCCCAUGGGCUGGGGCAAUCUCAAUGGCUAUUUACGUUUCUCCGUUUCUCCCACCUCCCUCCACACCCUGCAGACAGACAGAGACACCCGAGUUCCUGGGUCAUCAUCUCCUACAACCUGGCCUCCUCUCUGCUCAACUCUUACUUGCAUCUCCCCCUCCCUUUACUCCUGUCCCCCCUGCAGGGCGGGCAUCUGCUGGGGGGUCCCUCCCUCUCCCUCCCAGGGUUGGGAGAGCUGGCCCAGCCUGCCUCUCCAUGGGGGGCCUGGGAAAUGGUGGGGGGGAGGGUGAGGACCCCUCCAAUGCUCCCCUCACUUCCGGGCAGGUUCCCUCCCCCUCGGGAGCCCAACCUGGUGCAGCUGUUACUGUUGAACUUUCCAUUGAGAUCUACUGGAUAAAGAAUAAAAUUAUAUUUAUUCUA